AUGGGCCCUGAUAGGUGGCACUGAUGGGAACUGAUAGGCGGCACUGUUGAGCAGCACUGAUGGGCACUGAUGGCAACACCAGAUCCACGCAGGGGCGGACUGACAACUCAUGGGGCCCCGGGCAAUAGGGGAUCAUGGGGCCCCUGUGUCCUUGCCCAAACUCAAAAAAGCCUAUGAAAAAGGUACCAGGGGCAUCUCAUGGGGCCCCCUACUGACCCCGGGCCCUCAGGCAGUGCCCGAGUUUUCAAAUGGUCAGUCCGCCCCUGGGUCCACCCCAGCA
This is a messenger RNA of Staurois parvus, 280 nucleotides long. The record is from the annotation of a GenBank genome assembly. NCBI's taxonomy places the organism in Eukaryota, Metazoa, Chordata, Amphibia, Anura, Ranidae.